AUGACAGCCCCUCAACAGCUGGUGUGGUUUAUCACAGGCACCACUUCAACACUAGGAUUUGGUGCUCGUUUAGUCUCUACUGCACUUUCGCGAGGUGAUCUUGUCAUCGCAACCGGCCGGUCACAAGAAAAACUGGACAAACUCCUCGAGAAACACGUCAAAACAGAUAAUCUACGAGUUUUACAACUGGAUGUCACUUCCAGUCCAGAUAUCGUGAAGGAUGUGGUCAACCAAGCUGUAGCCUUUUGGGGACGUAUUGACGUUGCAGUCAAUAACGCUGGUAAUGGUGAACUGGGACUCAUAGAGGAAACCGAUACGUCGGCGAUGCGGCGUCAAUUUGAGACUAAUCUAUUUGGACCUGUAGAAGUCAUGAAGGCCAUACUACCCCAUAUGAGGCCUCGAAGAAGUGGGACAAUAGUCGUGCUUGGCAGCCGAUCCAUUUGGAUAGGCGAAACACCAGGUCUAGUUCAUUACUCCGCUUCAAAGGCUGCUUUGCAUGCCAUGGCGGAAGGUCUUGCUUCAGAAGUAUCCCACCUGGGCAUUCGUGUCUUGCUCCUCGCUCCCGGAGCUUUUCGCACAGACAUCUACUCCAACAGUCCAUUUCACCAGGACAAUUUCAUCUCAGACUACGAUGAUCUUCGAGCAGCUUGCACUAAACGCUUUGCGGGAAUAGCUGGCCAUGAGCCCGGGGACCCCGUAAAGGCCAUGGAGGCUCUCGUCGACGUGGUGAGAGGCGAAGGUGUUGCCGUAGGCAAGAAAUGGCCUGAGCCCGGAACGUCGCUCCUUUUGGGAAACGAUGCAGAAAGGGACUUUUACAAGAGGUUUGAAAAACUGAAGGCUGCAGUAUCGGAGUGGACGGAUGUUGUGAGGGGUAUGUGGUAUCCUGGUAAUGCAAUUUAA
Messenger RNA from Lentinula edodes (shiitake mushroom), 900 nucleotides. RefSeq lists its product as uncharacterized. Lineage: Eukaryota; Fungi; Basidiomycota; Agaricomycetes; Agaricales; Omphalotaceae. The transcript is spliced from 5 exons. The record is from RefSeq and is a predicted model, not a curated record. The coding region runs from base 1 to 900 and encodes 299 amino acids.